UUGGUCACUAGUGCGAGUAGCUGCCUUUAUAUCCGUCUCUACUACUACUACUACUACUACUAUCACCACCCUUUCAAUCAUGGCUACAUUUGAGCAUGCCUGGAAGACGCCACGAUGGGAAAAAUGAAAGAAAUGUCCCGUCAGCUUUUCUAUUAAUGCAAAGCAGGUUAAGGUAAGUGGAUAUAAAUACUGUAUUUGCGUUUUAAGAGACACUGCAAUAUUAUGUAAACAUUUUCCCUAUCUAGUUCGGAUUGUAGCGGUAAGGAAAGUUAAAGGACCUGAAUGCAGCACACACACAAUAAACAGUGAACACAACCGAGGCUAAGCUGCUUAUGAAAGACUCCAUCUUCCAAGCGGAUGGUCAGUACCUUUUCCCGGCUGAACUUGGGGAAAACUGGAGAUAAUCUGAAGAGAUUAAAACAAUGGCUGUUUUGAAAGUGACUUUUACCAAGACCAAGAGGGACAAGCUAGCUCAGGUUCUUUGGAUCCUGAAUUGGAUCUCGGUAGUGACGGGAGUGAUACUGUUCAGCCUGGGCCUCUUCCUCAAGGUGGAGCUCAGCAAGCGUCGGGAGCUAAUGGCCGACAGGGAUAUUCAGUACGUGCCCAAUAUGCUCAUAUCCGUGGGUCUCAUCGCAUGUGCCAUUAACUUCCUGGGCGGGAAGAUCUGCUACGACUGCGUGGAUACUGCCAAGUUCUUACGCUGGAAGCUAGUCAUGCUCCCCUACAUCGUGUGCACAUUCUUCUUCACCUUCUGCGUGCUGGUGGGGGCUCUUAUGUGCUACACCAUGCACUGGGAGCUGGAUGAGUCCCUCAGGGAGGGCUUGACUCAGGCCAUGAGGUUCUACAAGGACACCGACACGCCGGGAAGAUGCUUCCUGAAGCGUGCCGUGGACAUGCUGCAGAUAGAGUUCCAGUGCUGCGGCAACAAAGCUUACAGGGACUGGUUUCAAAUCCAGUGGAUCAGCAACCGCUAUCUGGACAUGUCCCACAAAGAGGUGGUAGAUCGCUUGAGGAGCAACGUGGAGGGCAAGUACCUCAUGGACAGCGCCCCCUUCAGCUGCUGCAACGUCAACUCACCGCGGCCGUGCAUCCAGCAGCAGAUCACCAACAACUCGGCCCACUUCAGCUACGACCACCACACAGAGGUGCUCAACCUGUGGACGAAAGGCUGCCACCAGGCGCUCUUGGACUACUACACCGGCAUCAUGCACUCCAUCGGCCUCACUGUGCUCAUCACGUGGCUCUUUGAGUUGUCGGUGUUGACGGGGGUUCGUUACCUCCAGACAUCUCUGGAGAACGUGCUGAGACAAGGAGACCCCAACUCUGAGUCUGACGGCUGGCUGCUGGAAAACAGCUUCAUAGAGACGGCUCGGACCAACCUGAACAUCAUUAAGACCCUCAGUAAAAACAACCACGUGGACACCGCCAACAAUGGAGACCCCAAUAUCAACAUACCGUCCGCUGUCAAAGCCCACUACGGGCCGGACAACGUGCCUCCUCAGCCAAUACCUGUAGUCAGCUGACCAUCAACGUAAAACCGUUGUAUUGUUGGACUUAAACUAACCUCAUGAGAAGGUUUAAACAUCUUUCGGCACCCUGAGUUGCCUUUUGUAUGUCAUUUUUUGCAGCAAUCCAGCAGAAUACUCUAUGUCUGUACUUUUAUUGAUUGUUUUAUCAUGUCGAUAUGACUGCUAAGAAUUAUUGGGUGCUGCUCAAAGAAACCGAUGCCUUUUUGAGACGUUAGUUGCAAAACAUUACAUUCAUUCAUUUUCUACUGCUUUUUCCUCACGAGGGUGACAGGGGUUUGCUGGAGCCUAUCCCAGCUGUCUUUGGGCAAGAGGCGGGGUACACCCUGGACUGGUCGCCAGCCAAUCACAGGGCACAUAUAGACAAACAACCAUUCACACUCACAUUCAUACUUAUGGAAAAUUUGGAGUAAUGCUAAUUAACCUAGCAUGUUUUUGGAAUGUGGGAGGAAACCGGAGUACCCGGAGAAAACCCACACAUGCACGGUGGAGAAUAUGCAAACUCCACACAGAGAUGGCUGAGGGUGGAAUUGAACCCUGGUCUCCUAGCUGUGAGUUCUGCGCGCUAACCACUCUACCGCCAUGCAGCCAAAUUUAUUUCUUCUAAACCAAAAAUGUACCACUUCCACACAGAAUUGAGGAGAACUUUUUUUUCCCCCACUCUACCAUUUCAGACACGCCAUGGCUGACUUCAUGCAGAGUUAAGGCAAUGUAAUGUAAUGUAAUGUCUCAAUAUUUUAGCUAGCUGUGAGGUCUGUGCGCUACCCACUCGACCGCCGUGCCGCCAAAACAUUACAUUAUAUGGGCAAAAGUAUUGAGACAUAUUCGACAAGCUUUUGAAGAGUCUGUCGUCUGUGGGAAUUUUUGUCCAUUCACACAAUCCCUAAUACGGGCUACUGUUGCGGGUGUAGCCCAUGCCAAGCUACAACUCAAUUCAACUUGUACCCCCCCCCCCCCAGGAAUGGAACGCACAUACAGCAACACACCAGUACAAGUGUGUUAAUAUCUUAAAUUAUUUCCCGUUAUUAUAUCUACUAUUUAGUUUAAUGAGUGUAAAGGUGACUAUAGGGGUGUUAUUUCAUAUCUAGAGGGCUCUAAUAAUGUUAAAAGUUAUAUUUAGAAGUUGGAAACAGGUUUUCUAUUAUCCAACUACAGAAACACAGGAAUACUACUUUGCGGGGAAUUCACUUAUCAAGGCUGGGUACGGGAAUCAAUUAACUUAUUCAAUACCGAAGACGUAUUUAUACGUUUUAUACACCCGGACGCCCGAUCCCAAAAACAUAUUGAUACAUCUUUUAGGUUUUCUUUGGGUGCAAGAUGGUGAUGACGCAACUGCACGCUAAAAUAAGUCACCGGUAGAUCAUUUUUCAGCCAUAAAAAGCCACAAGGUGGCAGAAGAGAAUUUGAUAAGAGUUCAAUAUGGAUCUUUAACACUCCAUAGCAAGAAGGAAGCGGAAGAUUUGUAGCAAAAAAAAAAAUGUAGGGAAAUUUGAACGCAUGCACACACACAGUUCAUGUUGUUAUACUUGUAUGUAAAUUAUUUGGAUGUAAAACAACCAUUCUUUGUGAUGUUUAUGAUGCGGUAUAGUUGUUUAGAUAUUUGAUAUGUCACAAAAGCAAUACACUUGUGUCAAAGUGAAAGUUAUGCUUGAAAUAUAUCUCUUUUCUGAUGAAAAAUUGGACUCCCAAGCUUUUUUGGUAGGUUCCACAUUCAUAUAGCCAUACAACACAAUAUAAUAACAGUCAUAAUACUAAGUAUACGAAGUAUAUUAGUGCGUGUGUGAAUAUAGUACGUAUAAACGAGUGCCAUUAACUUACAUUUCUUUGUAGAAAGCGUUUUAUGAAAAUAGCUUUACUUGUUUUGAUUUUUGGAUAUCCAGCGUUGCCUCGACACAUCCAAUAUGGCGGCGACGUUCGCGCUUGAUUGCAAGCCACACCCCCACGUGACAUUCACGCAAGCGAGCGGUCCUGCGUGUUUGUGAACGCGCAUGCGCGCGCUGAGUGAGACGGUGUAUGCUAGCUAGCUAGCUAGCUAGGUGAUGAUAUUCUUUGGGUUAUUUUAGGCUGAAAAAGUGUUUAAAUUCGGCACCAGCAGGAGGCUUUUGGCUUCCGUGCAGAUACGUGCCCUCAGGAAGCAGCAGAGAGCAUCUCCACACGAGCUUCUUCACGACGCCGCCUUUGCUGCUGGCUCCACCAUCACAACAUCUGCCAGUCAAAAGCAAACAUGACGUUGACCAACUCCAGACUGCGAGCGAUUUCCUCCAGGAUGCAGUGCUGCUGCCACAUCUGCUUCAACUUCCUGUAACGCUCCGGACAAAGGUGUAAUGGAUUGCCCCUCCUUGGGUUGGGAGACAAGAACAAAUAAGUCUUGAUUAACAUUGGCAGGAAUUUGUGAUUUUUUUUUGUUAUUUUAUAUACAAUAUAAAAAGAUCUGACAUAUUUGCAGGUUAAAUAAAACGCAAAUAAAGUAAAGAAAAAAAAAAGUGUUUCUAUUUUCCAAAACUACAUAUAAUGCCAUUUUGCUUUGUUUCUUUUUCAGUUUCUGCCAUGAAUUUGACUGGUGAGCACGGCGCUUUUAUUGUGGAAACCGUUUAUUAAAACAAACCAAUCUGGAACAGCAACACGACGAGUGUUCCGUUUGCACUUUAAUCUUGGUAGACAUGAUCCUGUACCAGCUCCAAACACCAUCUUGUUACGGGUAACCAAGUUCAGAGCUACUAGAUCAGCAUUGAAACCAAAAUUUAAAACAUAAUAAAACAGAAUGGCAUUAUAAGAUAAGAACACUUGUUUGUUUCUUUACUUUAUUUGCCUUUUAUUUAACCUAUUGACUUGUCAGAGCAGGGUUCAAUUCCACCCUCGGCCAUCUCUGUGUGGAGUUUGCAUGUUCUCCCCGUGCAUGCAUGGGUUUCCUCCCACAUUCCAAAAACAUGCUAGGUUAAUUGGCGACUCCAAAUUGUCCAUAGCUAUGAAUGUGAGUGUGAAUGGUUGUUUGUCUAUAUGUGCCCUGUGAUUGGCUGGCGACCAGUCCAGGGUGUACCCCGCCUCUCUUGCCCAAAGACAGCUGGGAUAGGCUCCAGCACCCCCCACAACCCCCGCGGUAGAAAAUGAAUGAAUGAAUGAGUUCUCCUCCUAUUUUGUGUGGAAGUGGUAACUUUUUGGCUUCUUAUUUAGUCUUUUUUUUGUCUUCUUAUUUUACCAUCUCUGUGUGGAGUUUGCAUGUUCUCCCCGUGCAUGUGUGGGUUUUCUCCGGGUACUCCGGUUUCCUCCCACAUUCCAAAAACAUGCUAGGUUAAUCGGCUAAUUGUCCAUAGGUAUGAAUGUGAGUGUGAAUGGUUGUUUGUCUAUAUGUGCCCUGUGAUUGGCCCUGUGAUUGGCUUGUCACCAGUCCAGGGUGUACCCCGCCUC
This is a messenger RNA of Doryrhamphus excisus (bluestripe pipefish), 4931 nucleotides long. RefSeq names its product peripherin 2-like a (gene prph2la). Gene Ontology annotation, cellular component: plasma membrane. Gene Ontology annotation, biological process: visual perception. The record is from RefSeq and is a predicted model, not a curated record. NCBI's taxonomy places the organism in Eukaryota, Metazoa, Chordata, Actinopteri, Syngnathiformes, Syngnathidae.